AUGCAGGAAAUUUCAGAGGAGAGAUCUUCUGAACUUCAAAAUUCUCAAGAUGUCAUUAAUCCAUCCAAUCAAUCAAAAUUAUAUUCAACCGCUCUGACUCAACCUAACAAUAAAUUCGCAAGUAAAAACCAAGCCAUUUUGUUCAAUUCACUUCCAAAUACUAAAAUUGAAGAUUAUUUAAAUGCCAUAGCAAUUAAAAUCCCACCGUUCUGGCGCAAUGAUCCUGAAAUAUGGUUCCUGCAAGUAGAAAACCAAUUUACACUGGCAAACAUAACAAGUGACGCAACAAAAUUCAACUAUAUAGUUGCUAAUCUCGAAACAGCUUACAUAUCAAAAGUUAGGGACAUCAUUGUGUCACCACCAGCUACAGAGAAGCAUCAGACAGUAUCAAACAAUAUUGUAAGGUCUCUGUGGUUAGGUAGACUGCCAUCGUCUACACAGGCUAUUUUAGCUACUCAAGCUAAGGCUAGUUUGGACGCAGUUGCUGAGCUAGCGGACACAAUCUCUGAAGCUAUAGCUCCUAGGGCCCAAAUUUCAGAAACUUCCAACGCGCGUGAAAGUACCAUCGAUAAAUUGACAGCCGAAUUAGCUGAAAUGAAAAUUCAGCUAGCUAGCUUGUUGCAGGUUCAAGCACAAACUAACACAUACCGUCGUAACCGCAGCAACUCAAGAGGCAGAAGCUACAGCAGGGAACGUGAUAGUGACAUUUGUUGGUAUCACUACCGUUUUGGUGACCAGGCUCAAAAGUGUUCUCUUCCGUGCAAGCAUCAGGAAAACCUCGCGGGCAGUCGGUCAGUGCGGCAUCCGAUCCAAGCCCAAAGUCUCGCCGCCUUUUCGUAA
Molecule: messenger RNA, 840 nt
Organism: Diabrotica virgifera virgifera (western corn rootworm)
Lineage: Eukaryota; Metazoa; Arthropoda; Insecta; Coleoptera; Chrysomelidae
Exons: 3
Coding region: 1-840 (279 amino acids)
Source: RefSeq, a predicted model, not a curated record